AUGAAUGAGCUCUACACGGGGGUGUCGAGAAAACUGUUUUGGAACUCUGACAAAUUAUUUUAUGAUAACAUACGGAACCUAGAUGAGAGACUAAACGUGAAUGACAAUUUUAACGAAAACAAAUAUGAGCAGCUGUAUCGUGAAAAGUACGCAAGGAAUAACAGAAGGUUUAAGACCGAACCACCUAAAAAUAUCUGUGAGAAAGGAAGUUCCCAAUUUUACUCUUCUUUUUUUAACAGCAUAUUUAAAAGUUUUUCGAAGAAUGUGAUUUACAGUGAGGAGGAUAAACAGAAGGAGGAAGACGCUAAGGAGGAAGUCGCGAAGGAGGAAGGCGCGAAGGAGGAAGGCGCGAAGGAAAAAAAGAAAACUUCUUCGCGACAUUCAAAUCACUCGAAGAGUGUUACACUAGCCCAUUUGGCUAAAAGGGACAGUCGAUGUGUUAGUGGACGGAGUAGAAACAACCCCGCGUAUCGAAAGAGCGAUUUGGAGGAAAGUCUUUUGGUUCAGGAUACUGACGGGGGUAAAUCGGGGGAGUCUGCUGGAGGGGGGCGCAGAAGGCACACAUAUGGGAGCAAGAGAGGAGCAGCUAGCUCGGAGGAGGAGUCGCAAACGGAAGGAGAAUCAGGAGAUGUGAGGAGCGCCGAAGAGAGCAGUGGUGAGUAUCGAAGUGGUGAAUGUCGAAGUGGUGAGUGUCGAAGUGGUGAGUGUCGAAGUGGUGAAUGUCGAAGUGGUGAGUGUCGAAGUGGUGAGUGUCGAAGUGGUGAAUGUCGAAGUGGUGAAUGUCGAAGUGGUGAAUGUCGAAGUGGUGAAUAUCGAAGAGGCGAAUGUCGAAGCGGUGAAUAUCGAAGCGGUGAAUAUCGAAGUGGGGGCACGCCCAGGGACAGUGCCAAGUGCAUGAAACAGAAACGAACCGCGCAGAAAACCGCCAACAGCGCGAGACUUGUAAACAGCGACGUCAUUUCGGACGUCUUCCUGAAGAAGAACGUGAAGAGUCUAGUGGUUCAUGACACGGGAGGAAUAGACAUUGAAAUUAUUGAGAAUGAAAAUCCAGAGUUCCUGUACCAUACCUACACGGGGAACAGAAUAUCAAACAUGUAUUAUGCAUAUGAUGAUUCUAUAAAGAGCAAAGAAUAUUGUGAUGAUAAAAAGAUUAAUAGGUUUAAUUCAUCCUUUUCUCGAAGGGAAAACGGAACUGUGAGGGAGUCAACAUCGAGAGAUGGUUAUCUCGUGGGGGAAUUCACCACAGGUGAAGUUAGCCCAAGGGGAUCAUCAGUAAAGGGAUCUUCUGCGUACAGUGGAAGGAGAGAAAACAAACAAAACACAUCACAUUAUAAAUCAGAAUUCUCCACUGAUAGUAACAACAGUAAGCGCUGUGAUGAGCAGAGUUAUACUAAGAAAAGCGAAAUGGAAGAAAAGGUUUCCAAUUGGUCCAACGAGGUAUAUUAUUAUGAUAGUUGCAACACACAUGAAGGAAAUAGAAACAAGGGAAUUUCGAAUUGGUCAGGGGAACGAAAUAAAGUAUUCGAUUCCUACUCUUCUGUGUCUAGUAUAUCUGUAAACACAUCAGAGAAGGAAAAGGGAAGGAAGUAUCACUACAUUGGGGAAACCAUAAAUAACGUUCGAAAUGGAUGGGGUAUGUUAAUUUAUAAUGACCGAGUCAUAUUUGAAGGGGAAUAUAAAAUGAACAAUGCCAUAGGAUAUUUUAUUAAGUACAAUGAAUACUCUACAGAGAUUGGAUUCAGGAGUCCCUUGAGCAUCAAGUCAGUUGUCAUCAUGAGCGAUAGCGAUAAUUUCAUUAUACAAAACAGAUGUGAGAAUCUAGAAUCUGUGAAGAGUGAAGAAAUGGGAGCUAGCCAAUAUGGUGGUCCGAAAUUGGAAGAUAACGACAGUGUGGAGGUAGAAAUUAAGGGAAAGGAUGGAGGAUUAAAUUGUGAGGGAAAUGUAGAAAGAACACUCUGUGAAAAUAAAGGCUAUAUGGAGAAGGCAGAAAUGAAUCUGUUUUGUACGCAGAAAUUUCCAACGAUAAGUAACUACACGCCCUUCUCCGAUUUUAGGAGGACCCCCGGUGUUUUUACCACUCCAAACAGCAAUAAAUUGUACAAAGAGAAUGUACUUAUGAAUAACCUACUGAACAGUAUAAAGAACAGUGAGUGCUCUCCCAAAAAAAGGGAACAAGUAGGGAAGGCCAAAAAUCUAACUGUCAUGUCUAGCUAUAUUAGAAGAAACAGUAAACAUAAGACAACCCCUGCACGGUCGAUCAAUUAUUUGAAGCCACCCAUGAUGCACUUGAUAAAAAAUAAUAUUAUUCUAAAUAGGAACUCGUUUUUGAAGAAUGAUAAAUCGGCAUCCUCCAGGAAGAGGAGGGAACAAAAAACCACCACGCAUUGCUCCAGCCCAAUGAGCAUCAUCGUGACGUCCUUCGACACGGACGAUGAGUCGUGCUCGUCCGGAAAUGACCCACAUGAGGAGAGUAACCAAAAUGGGGAGACUAACCCAAAUGGGGGGAGUAACCCAAAUGGGGAGGGUAACCCAAAUGGAGAGAGUAACCAAAAUGAAGAGGAGGGAACCGCUUCAGUGGAAAGCGCGACCACUCGGAGCUGCGCUCAACCAGUCACUGUGUUCUCGGAGCGCGUUGCGGAACUGGAGCAGCGGAAGCAGUUUGGCAAAGGUGACCUGAAAGGCAAUGGACUCACAAUUUUGCACCUAGAGAAUAACAAUCAUGUUAAGGGAAUCCACUGGCGCAAAGAAGAUGAUGAGGCGACUCAUUUCGCGAACGAUGAUGAGAAGGGGGAGGGGGGAUAUGCUGUAGAUUCGGGAGUGGCCAGUGUGGGUUAUCAGGAGGAGUACGUGGGGGGAUUCUUCAAGGGAAAGAAGAAGCGUACGAAGAAUCGAGACGCUUUUACGAACGCAGUGGGGGGGAGGGCGCUUUCCCGAGAGGGGGGUACUGCGAUUGAAGGAAGCGUGGGCGUUUACAGGGAGGAUACAAAUGAGGACACAAAUGAGGACACGAAUAAGGACCCAAAUGAGGACAUGAAUAAGGACACGGACGGGGAGGCAUACAAGGAUGUGGACCGAGCUGACGUGACUAUGAGGGGGGAGGAGGUCGAGCGGCGCACGCACUUCAGGAUGGAAUCGUCAGACGAGGGGGAGGCGGAGGUGGAAGUAGAGGGGAACGGCCAGAACAAGCUGAAUAUUAUUAUCACCGAGGAGUACAGAAACUUAUUGUGUGAUAAUAUCAACAACGACAAUUUUGUGAUAAAGAACAACGAAAUUAGGACCUUUGAGGAGUUCAUGCAGAGCCAGGAGGAGUACGAAGGGGGGAGGAUCGAUCAGUGGCGAGAGACCAUGCGGGAUUCCAGCGGAGGGGUAGACGACUCAGUUGGGGGGGUAGACGGCUCAGCUGUGAGGGGAGACUACUCAAUUGUGGGGGGAGACUACCCAUCCGGGGGGGAUGUGCCAAGUCUGAGAACGACCAUUGAGGGAGGAGACCCCCCCCAAUGUAACACAGAGAAAAAGGAAGUGGACCAAAACGAAGUGGACCAAAACGAAGGGGGGCAAAACGAAGGGGGGCAAAACGAAGGGGGGCAAAACGAAGGGGGGCAAAACGAAGGGGACGAAAAAAAGGAAGAGCUACAUUUUGGCCACCCCGAUAAAGCGUACAUAAGAAGGCGCCUGCGAGGAGCGACCUUCCCAGAAACGCAUGACGAUAGGCAGAAGAACUGCUUCCUCUUCAUAGACGAUUAUUUAACUUCAAACGAUGGCAAAUUCGAUUUAAUUAACGAGGACGUAAAGUUGAGAGCAUCAGAUUAUAACAAAUGGUCCGUAAAUAUGCUAUACAAUUUUCUAAAAAUGAUCGGAUUAAAAAAAGAAGCGUAUCUUUUUAAGAUACACAAAAUAAGGGGAUACCACAUUCUCAAAUUAACAGACAAAGAAUUAAAAAGACUGAACAUAAAUAAUUCCUAUGUUCGAAAAUUUGUUUUGUCUGUUUUUCGAUUUUUAGUAAAUUCUAUGGAUAGUGCAGAUCCUUUGUCUUUAAAUUUUAACACCAACAGAAAAUUUUCAUUUAAUGAAAUACAAACCAUUUGCAAUAGUGAUAUUAUUAUACUUAACAAGGUUGGAGGUGGGAGCUAUGCACAGGUGUUUAGGGCAAAAUAUAGGGGAAAGUACGUGGCGUGUAAAUUGUUUCUGUACAAUCCGAAGGACAUGAGUGAAGAGAGUUACUGCGAGAGUUAUAUAUCAACUCCUAGAUCGAGUCAUAAAUAUAUUUUCCCGAAAAUAACCCCCAGUUUAAGCAUGUUCGGUGAGCAACACUUUGGCGAGAGGGCACUAUUACCUUUAACAGCGGGGGAAAUGGACUCGGGAGAGGCAGCAAAUCAUUGUGGUGGUAUCCACCUGGGGGAUGUGCAGUCUGCGCAGCGGGAGCGGCGUGACAGUGGAGGAGGGGGAUCAACAGAAGGGGAAGGAUUGCACAGGGAAGACCCCCCAAUGGAGCAUUCCCCAAAGGGGUAUUCCCCAAAGGAUCAUUCCCCAAUGGAGCAAUCCCCAACGGAGCAUUCCCCGUAUGCCCUCGCCGCGAAGAAAAAAGACAACGGGGGAGAAGCCCCAAAUGUUAAUAGCACCUCCUACACACUACAGAGAAAUAAGAAAAUAAAAAAAAUGGCCAACUUGGAAAUUUUCAGAUAUUUUCCCACCCCAGUAAAGUACCGGAAUUACGAAGCGAAGAUUUUGUACUCUCUACAGGGAUGCAGUCAUGUGAUAAAGUUGCUUGGAGUGUGUAGUCUAAGAGAGGGAGAAGAGUCGCUCAUCUUACAAUACUGUGCAGGGGGAAGCCUGGAGAAGUAUAUUUAUAUGGACGAGAAGAAGAAGAACUGCGCAUAUAUGCGUUAUCUGUCGAGACCCCAAAUUGUAAAAAUAUUUCAGCAAGUAGCAGAAGGAAUGCACAACGUACACUCAAAUCAUUUUUUCCACAGGGACUUAAAACUCUCCAAUAUUUUACUCGAUGCUAACCAGGAUGCCGUCAUUUCCGAUUUUGGAUUGUCGACUCAUUUUUCUUCAAAUGAUAGUCCCACUGCGUAUGCCAUGUAUGGGAACAUAUUUUAUGCGGCCCCGGAGGUUCUAAAAGGGGAGGGUUUUUUUAAAGAAUCCGAUGUGUGGUCAUUUGGAGUUAGUUUAUGGGAGGCCUUGACAAGAAAAAUUGCAUACGAUGGGAUGUCUGCUUCUGAAAGUUUCUGCAAGAUUUCUUCUGGGGAGUUGGUCCUUCCCAUUCCAAGGGACCUUCCCUUGGAGCUGUCCGAGUUGCUGAGGAGCAUGCUGGAGUACGACUUCACCAAGCGGCCCCUCUUCGACGUCAUAGCGAGGCGGCUGGAGCGCAUUCGGCUGGAGGCCGACAAGAAGCUGCACGUGGACAUGCUCUCCUUCUUCGACGGGUAG
This is a messenger RNA of Plasmodium cynomolgi strain B, 5430 nucleotides long. Its product is annotated as sexual stage-specific protein kinase. Bases 1 to 5430 code for a protein of 1809 amino acids. Gene Ontology annotation, molecular function: protein binding; ATP binding; protein serine/threonine kinase activity. Gene Ontology annotation, biological process: peptidyl-serine phosphorylation; autophagosome organization; autophagy. Lineage: Eukaryota; Apicomplexa; Aconoidasida; Haemosporida; Plasmodiidae. Gene Ontology annotation, cellular component: cytoplasm; autophagosome. The record is from RefSeq and is a predicted model, not a curated record. The transcript has a single exon.